Symbiodinium sp. CCMP2592 is the source of this 5010-nucleotide messenger RNA. NCBI's taxonomy places the organism in Eukaryota, Dinophyceae, Suessiales, Symbiodiniaceae. The record is from the annotation of a GenBank genome assembly.
AUGCCUCAGGCCCAGUAUUGCUUGACGGAUCCCGGGAGCUUGGCCCAGUACCUCGAGCAUGCCAACAUCCGCCUGGUGCGAGCCAAGUAUUUGUACGAGUUGGUGCAGUCGAAGAGAACUUUGCCUCGACGCCAGGAAGCCGAGGAGUGGGGCCUGGUGACCCACGAGGAAGUGAGGGCGUGGGCCGCAGGAACUCGGGACGCCAUGAUCUGCUCGGUGUCCCACGCCUGGGAAAGCCGGGAGCAUCCGGACCCUUGCGCCCACCAAUUAAAGUGCCUAGUCGACGUCGUGUCUCUCUUCGAUGCUGCCUACUUUUCCGAUGUCUGGUUGUUUUACGACUACGUGUCUCUCUUUCAAUUUAAGAGGGAGUCACCAGCAGAAGAAGAGAGCUUCCGACGGUCGAUGCAGGACAUGCACGUCUUGUACGCUCAUCAGUGCACCAGAACUUUUCGCAUAGAAAGCCUUACCCCGGACGAUGUCUGGGAUGCUGCGUUGGCGAACUCGGAGUAUCGAGUCAAAGUUUACGAUGAAGCGACCGCUUCGGUCCGAGACCGUCCGCUCAAAGAGCUCUACGGGAACCGGGAAGUUUACAGAAAUCGAGGGUGGUGCAAGGCCGAGGUCGAGUGGUCGUUGGCCAGGAGCAGAUCCGAACAGAACCACUGGAUCGACGCUCCAGCGUUGCAAAGUUGUUCGGCCCCUGAGCUGUUAGGCAAAGUGCCCAUGGCUCCGGAGAUUUUUGCGGAAGAGAUGAACUCGGCAGCCUUCACCCAUCGCUCCGAUGCCGAAGAGGUGAAGAGGCUGCAGUUUAAGGUUUUCCUCCAGAAGGCGUCCGGGUGCGAAGAGGCUCUCUUUGAAUACCUGCCCGAAGGGCAGCUGGGGCAGCUGGCAAAGGUUCUGCCCUACUACGAAAAGCUGAGGGUGCUGAGGCUCCGAAAUUUCAAGGUGGGCCGAGCGGAGGCCGAGGAGUUUGGGAAGGCCCUGGCUUCGAACAAGACGAUUCGAGAGCUCGAGAUACGUAUCGGCAAAGAGCAUGAAUAUGGUUUUCUAUGGGAGGCUAUCGGCGAAGCGUUGAAGUGCAACUUCACGCUCACCAGCAUCGACCUGAAUAACAACAGCAUCGGCGUCCCAGAGGUGGCAACAUUUGAGCACUCGGACCCUCAGGGCGUGGAGGGUGGCAAGGCCAUUGGUGAAGCUUUGAAGACCAACUCCACGCUCACCGAAAUCAGCCUCCUAGGCAACCGCAUUGGCGAUGAGGGUGUGAAGGCCAUUGGUGAAGCUUUGAAGACCAACUCCACGCUCACCAGCAUCAACCUCCGAGGCAAUUGCAUUGGCGGUGAGGCUGACAAGGCCAUUGGUGAAGCCUUGAAGACCAACUCCACACUCACCAGCAUCAACCUCAAAGGCAACCGCAUCGGCGAUGAGGGUGUGAAGGCUAUCUGCGAAGCGUUGAAGUGCAAUUCCACGCUCACCGAAAUCAACCUCGAACACAACUGGAUCGGCAUUUCCGGUGGCAAGGCCCGGUGGGCUGCAGACGGGUCGGUGCUGCUGGCACAGGGUUACUUUCCCACUGGGGCGAUCAGCGAAGCUUUGAAGACCAACUCCACACUCACCAGCAUCGACCUCAAAGGCAACUUCAUCGGCAAUGAGGGUGUGAAGGCCAUUGGUGAAGCCUUGAAGACCAACUCCACGCUCAGAAGCAUCAAGCUCUAUCGCAACAACAGCAUCGAGCAGGUGCUUGCACAAAGGAAGGACCUACUCGCUGGGUCGGCCGAGGCCGCGGAAGCUGGAAAGGCUCGGACGGGACGAGUGCGCAUAAAGGAUCUCGCAAAAAAGUUGAACCAGCACUGCAACCUCGGCGAGCUGGGCAUAUUUUGUGACAUGGGUGAUGGACCCGAUUUUGCCGAGGCGAUCAGCGAAGUUUUGAAGAGCAGCUGCACGCUCACCAGCAUCGACCUCCGAGGCAGCCACAUCGGCGAUGAGGGUGGGAAGGCCAUUGGUGAAGCCUUGAAGACCAACUCCACGCUCACCAGCAUCAUCCUCUAUGAAAACCACAUCGGCGAUGAGGGUAUGAAGGCCAUUGGUGAAGCCUUGAAGACCAACUGCACGCUCACCAGCAUCAACCUCGCAUGCAGCCACAUCGGCGAUGAGGGUGGGAAGGCGAUCGGCGAAGUUUUGAAGACCAACUCCACCCUCACCAGCAUCGACCUCCGAGGCAGCCACAUCGGCGAUGAGGGUGGGAAGGCGAUCGGCGAAGUUUUGAAGACCAACUCCACCCUCACCAGCAUCGACCUCCAGGCAGCCACAUCGGCGAUGAGGGCCAUUGGUGAAGCCUUGAAGACCAACUCCACGCUCACCAGCAUCAACCUCGACGGCAACCGCAUCGGCGAUGAGGGUGUGAAGGCCCUUGCCGAGUCUCUGAAGAGCAACACAACAGUUUGCGAAAUCUACCUUGAGCUUAACAACGUCUCCACCGAGUGCGAGGAGGCCCGGGUGGUUCGCAGCUCAUCGGCGCUUGCCGAAGCCUUGUCCUCCGAAGGCACUCGAAAGAGUCACUGGGGGCAGGUUUGUUUGGUCGUGAAGACCCUCUAUGGUGAAGCGUCGAACAUCGUUGAACCCUUAAGCGAAGACGCUGGGCUCGACGAGGAUCAGUGCUUUUGGAGGGACUGGGGCACUUCGGACCUGCUGCACGAGGCUUUGAGAUCUCUCAAAGUCUUGGAGGCAAUUCAAAGGUGGACUCUUUCUUCCGCGGCGAAGAGUGGUGACUUCGGCCGUGGGAUGGUCUUGGGUGGCUGGGCAGUGCAGAAACCACAGGCCCAGUACGGCUUGACGGAUCCCAAGAGCUUGGCUGAGCACCUCGAACAUGCCAACAUCCGCCUGGUCCGGGCCGAGUACUUGUAUGAGCUGGCGAAGUCGAGGAGAACUCUGCCCCGACGCCAAGAAGCCGAGGAGUGGGGCCUGGUGACGCAUGCAGAAGUGGGGGCGUGGGCCGCCGGAACGCGAGACGCCAUGAUCUGCUCGGUGUCCCAUGCCUGGGAAAGCCGGGAGCAUCCGGAUCCAUGCGCCCACCAAUUAAAGUGCCUCGUCGACGUCGUGUCUCUCUUCGAUGCAGCCUACUUUUCCGACAUCUGGCUCUUUUACGACUAUGUGUCUCUGUUUCAGUUCAAGCGGGAGGGACAAGCAGAAGAGGAGAGCUUUCGACGGUCCAUGCAGGACAUGCACGUCCUGUACGCUCAUCAGUGCACGCGGACUUUCCGCAUAGAAAGCCUCACCCCAAAUAAUGUCUGGAACGCAGCCUUGGCGAACCCGGAGUAUCGAGUCAAAGUUUACGACGCAGCAAGCACUUCGGUCCGAGACCGCCCGCUAAAAGAGCUCGUCGCGAACCGGGUUCUUUACGGAACGCGUGGGUGGUGCAAGGCGGAGGUGGAGUGGUCCUCGGCCCGGAGCAGAUCCGAGCAGAACCACUGGAUCGAUGCUCCCGUGUCUCAACAAAGCAACGAGGAAGAGUGUAAAGAGCCAGAGAUGCUGGGCAAAGUGCCCAUGGCUCCGGAGAUUUUUGCGGAAGAGAUGAAUUCGGCAGCCUUCACCCAUCGCUCCGAUGCCGAAGAGGUGAAGAAGCUGCAGUUCAAGGUUUUCCUCCAGAAAGUGUCAGGGUUCGAAGAAGCGCUCUUCGAGCGUCUGCCCUUUGGGCAGCUGGGGCGGCUGGCAAAGGCCCUGCCUUACUACGAAAAGCUGCGGGCGCUGAGGCUCCGAGAUUGUGAGGUGGGCCGGGCGGAGGCUGAGGAGUUCGCGAAGGCGCUGGCCUCGAACAAGACGAUUCGAGAGGUCGAGAUACGCUUUGGCUAUGAGCAUGAACAUGGUUUUCUAUGGGAGGUGAUCGGCGAAGCUUUGAAGACCAACUCCACACUCACCAGCAUCAACCUCGAAAGCAGCCAAAUCGGCGUGGAGGGUGUGAAGGCGAUGAACGAAGCGUUGAAAGCCAACUCAACUCUCACCAGCAUCAAUCUCGGAUGGAACCUCAUCGGUGUGGAGGGUUGCAAGGCGAUCUGCGAAGCGUUGAAGUGCAAUUCCACACUCACCAGCAUCAACCUCGAAAGCAACAGCAUCCGCGUGGAGGGUGGCAAGGCGAUUGGCGAAGCAUUGAAGACCAACUCAACGCUCAGAAGCAUCAACCUUCAAGCCAACGGCAUCGGCGGUGAGGGUGGAAAGGCGAUCGGCGAAGCAUUGAAGAGCAACUCCACACUCACCAGCAUGCAACUCGCUUUCAACCGCAUCGGCAAUGAGGGUGGAAAGGCGAUUGGCGAAGCGUUGAAGAGCAACUCCACCCUGACCAGCAUCAACCUCGAAGGCAACGACAUCAGCGAGCAGGUGCUUGCGGAGAUGCGGAAGAGGUGCCUACUCGUGGAUUCUUGGUCGGCCGAGGCUGCAAGUGCGGCCGCAGCUCCGGAAGCUGGAAAGGCUUGGACGGGACGAGCGCGCAUAGGGGCGCUCGCCGAGCGAUUGAACGUACACUGCAACCCCAGCAAGCUGAGCUUCGAGCGCUGUGGUCUUUAUGGCGCCGACGUCGUCAAAAAGGCGAUUAGCGAAGCGUUGAAGACCAACUCCACGCUCACCAGCAUCAACCUCGCAGUCUGCUACAUCGGCGAUGAGGGUGCGGAGGUGAUUCGCGAAGCGCUGAAGAACAACUCAAGGCUCACCAGCAUCAACCUCGCAUCGAACAGCAUCGGCGAUGAGGGUGGGAAGGCUGUCGGCGAAGCGUUGAAGAGCAACUCCACUCUCACCAGCAUCAACCUCCAAAGCAACCGCAUCGGCGUGGAGGGUGGCAAGGCGAUCGGCGAAGCGUUGAGGACGAACUCCACGCUGACCAGCGUCAACCUCGAAUUCAACCGCAUCGGCGAUGAGGGUGUCAAGGCCCGGUGGUGCCAGGGAUUGGCACAGGCAGAGGGGUCUGGCCACCAGCAUUGGCCACCACUGUCUUCCCGUUUCCCUGCGAGGCCCUUGCCGAGGCUCUGA